Onychostoma macrolepis is the source of this 3934-nucleotide messenger RNA. It is a transcript of the gene rigi, whose product is annotated as RNA sensor RIG-I. The coding region runs from base 73 to 2883 and encodes 936 amino acids. NCBI's taxonomy places the organism in Eukaryota, Metazoa, Chordata, Actinopteri, Cypriniformes, Cyprinidae. The record is from RefSeq and is a predicted model, not a curated record. The transcript has 19 exons. Gene Ontology annotation, molecular function: zinc ion binding; single-stranded RNA binding; ATP binding. Gene Ontology annotation, cellular component: cytoplasm.
UUUGUUUCUGGAUCAGCUGUAGCGAAGCUCGGACUCAGUCGGUCAGUCGUCGGGUCCUGAAUCGCUGCGAAGAUGUACGAGAAGGAAAAGGAGAAUUUGCGCCGCUUUAGCGAUUAUAUCACGAAGUUUUUACGACCGUCACUCAUCAAGAACUUCAUGACGACAUACCUCGAUAAAGAGGUGGUGGAGAGUAUUCUCUCUGCAGAGGUGAUGUCUGUGACCACAGCUGCCCAGAUGCUGCUGGACCGGAUGUAUUAUCUAGAGGAAGUGGGCUGGUUUCAGGCCUUUCUGGACAUCCUGCUCGCCUCAGAGUACACCGGACUGCACCACGCCAUUAAAGAGUGGAGCUUCCGGGAGUUAGAGGAGCUGAGCGAACACAGGAGAUAUCUCGAGAAGAUCGAACCCUCAAUCACCAAACACAUGAAGCCCAGCGAGCUGCUCGCGCACAUGUCCGGCUGUCUGAAGCCCAGAGAGUGUGAGGAGAUCCAGGCGGAGGAGAGUCAGCGCGGUCGUAUAGCUGCCAGUGAGAAGCUUGUGAUGAGUCUCCUGCGCUCAGACAGACCCAACUGGUUUAAACUGCUGAAGAUGGCGCUGGAAAACUGUGACUUAGACGAGGCUCUACAACUGCUGGAGACAAAUGGAGGAGGACAGGCUGUGAAGGCCAGCGAAUGGGACGCCGAGCCAGAGGCCAUGAUGACGACCGUGUGUUUUGAGUUCAGAGAGGAGACUGAAGACAUGCUGAUGAGCAGCAACAACACGAGUGCCUCAGAGAAACCCGCCGGGUUCAAAGGGGAAGCUGAGCGAUCAGGUGAGCGGAAGCUGAGAGAAUAUCAGAAGGAGCUGACCGCCACUGCCGACCAGGGCCAGAACACCAUCAUCUGCGCUCCCACAGGAUGUGGAAAAACUAUUGUGGCCUUGGCCAUCAGUGAAUAUCACCUGAAGCAGUUUCCCGAAAGAGCAAAGAUCGUGUUUUUGGCAACCAAGGUCGACGUUUACGAACAGCAGUACAAGCUUUUCAAGGAGCACUUUUCCAGCAAGGAUCCCAACAUCAGGGUGGCGGGGAUGUGCGGCGAUAUGGCUAUGCCUGUGUUCUUGCUCAUAGAGAAUCAUGAUAUCGUGGUGAUGACGGCUCAGAUCCUGGUGAACGCACUGCAGAGCGGCGAGGUGCCGUCUCUGGAGAUGCUGUCGCUCAUCUUAUUCGACGAGUGUCACAACACGACCGGAAAACACCCCUACAACAACAUCAUGACCCGCUACCUGGACACCAAACUCACCAGCAGCACACACUCACUGCCACAGAUUGUGGGCCUGACGGCGUCGGUCGGCAUCGGUUCAUUCAAGAGCAGCCUGGAGGCAGAGAACAACAUCUUACAGCUCUGUGCCAACCUGGACAGCAGGGUCAUCACCACGGUCAGCGAACACAAGGAUGAGCUCAAGUCAUACGUGCACACACCUCAGAAAGCUUUUUUUGAGGUUCAACAGUGCACGAGUCACCCCUUCAUCAGAAUAAUCAAAAACAUCAUGAGUAACAUCGAGCAGCUGGCGCUGAAGACCUACAACAUCGAGAGCCUGUCAAACAUCCAGAACCGAGAGUACGGCUCGCAGAAAUAUGAGCAGUGGAUCGUCUCCGUUCAGAAGAGCUGCAGACUCUUACAGAUGAAGAACGCAGAUGAGGAGAGACGCAUCUGCAGAGAACUCUACAACUACACUGAACACCUGCGGAAAUAUAACGACGCUCUGAUAAUUAAUGAAGACGCGCGGACUAAAGAUGCGCUGGAUUAUCUGGACGCGUUCUUUGAUCAGGUCCGGAACGCCGGCUACGGCGAGACUGAGAGGAAACUCACCGCGCUCUAUGACUGUCAGCGGCCGCAGUUACUGCGUCUGGCCACCGAGGGGGAGCAGAACCCUAAACUAGAUGAGCUGAGGUUCAUCCUGGAGGAGGAAUACCACAGCAACGAUCAGACACGCACCAUCAUGUUCGUUAAGACACGCGCCCUCGCAGACGCAAUGAAGAAAUGGAUUGAUGAGACCGAUUCCCUCAAGUUCCUGAACCCUGGAGUUCUGAUAGGAAAAGGACGAAAAUCCAACUUUAUUGGCUCAGGAAUGACUCUGAACAAUAAGAAAGGUAUUCUGGAAUCGUUUAAGAGCUCCGAUCAGAGUAAGAUGCUCAUCGCCACAUCGGUCGCUGAUGAAGGCAUCGAUAUCCCACAGUGUAACUUGGUUCUGAUGUAUGAGUAUGUGGGAAACGUGGUGAAGAUGGUGCAAGUUCGCGGUCGUGGUCGGGCGGAGGGCAGCCGGUGUUUCCUGAUCUCUAGUAGUAAGGAGUGCAUUGAGAAGGAGAAAAUAAACAUGUAUAAGGAGAAGAUGGUGGAGGAGGCCAUCAUCCAGCUGCAGAGCGACCCCACCAACCUCAGCAACAAGGUGGACACGCUGCAGAAGAAAGAUAAAGCCCUGAGAGAUCACAUCAGCGCCAGUCCUGAGAAACCCAAAACCCAGGGAAGCUACGAGCUCCUCUGCUACAAGUGCAAGAGGUUUGCAUGCAUGAGCGACGACAUCAGAGUCGUGCUGGGUGCUCAUCACAUUGUUCUGGAUCGCUCCAUGUUCAAGCGCUGUACAACUGUUCCCCAUAAGAACCCAAAAGCCUUCUGUGGCUUCAGUAAGAAAGAGAAGAUGCUCUGUGCCGAGUGCAAACACGACUGGGGCCUCGUCGCCUCUUACACCACCAUCCAGGAUCUGCCGCUGCUGAAGAUCGAGAGUUUCGUGGUGCAGAAUUGCGUCACUCGCAGGCAGGAUUACUUCAGAAAGUGGCGUGACGUGACGUUUGCCAUCCGCAAGUUUGACAUGACGGAGAUCACGGCUGAAAUGUGCCGGCCGAGAGACUGAGAACGGCUGGAGUUUAGCAGACUCAUUCCUCAUGUGAGAAGCAUUCACCUGUUUGUGUCUGUUGUGUGGGUUAAACAACAGCGUUGAGGAAAUUACACUAGAAUAUCAUUGAAACACGACUAAAAUUAUGACUUAAAUCAUUCUCAUCUCACUCUAAAUUCUAAAUGCAGGUGCUUUUUAAUUUUAUGAGCACUGUGUAAUACAACACUGGACAAACACAACACACACAAACAUAGAUUGUAAUGGCUGAUCACAAUUAGUCUCAUUAUUUUUUGAUGUUACUUGAGGUUUACUGCAAGUGACUUAUCUAAUAAGACACCUUUAUUGCUUUAUUUUAUGUUUUGUAUUUUAAUGUGUGUCCCUGCAGCACAAAAGCAGUCAUAAGCAGCACAGCUAUAUUUGUAGCAAUAGCCAACAAUACAUUGCAUGAGUCAAAAUUAUCCAUUUUUCUUUUAUGCCAAAAAUCAUUAGGAUAUUAAGAUCAUGUUCAAUGAAAAUAUUUUGUACAUUUCUUACCGUAAAUAUAUCAAAACUUAAUUUUUGAUCAGUAAUAUGCAUUGCUUAGAACUUAAUUUGGACAACUUUAAAGGUGAUUUUCUCAAUAUUUAGAUUUUUUUGCUCCCUCAGAUUCCAGAUUUUUUAAAUAGUUGUAUCUCAGCCAAAUAUUGACCUAUCAUAACAAACCAUACAUCAAUGGAAAAAUAAAUUGUGGUCCAGGGUCACAUAUAAUAAAAACAAAGAAAACAGUAGUAGUUGUUUUAAACUAGCAUUUUCGGUGAAAACAAUAAAAAAAGGUUAUGACUGGUUUUGUGGUCCAGGGUCACAUGUUUUAAUUUUAACUUGGACAGGGCAACUUUUCCUGGUAAAUUAAAUUGAUUAAUUAGACAUGACUUUGUGGGUUAGCCUUAAAAUAUGAGUGUAAUAACUAAUUUAGAAUAUUAAAGUAAUUAAUAAUUAAAUUAUUUGACAUUAAUGUAUCUGAUACAUUUGAUAUCAACUGGUGUUACUUGUUGAAGAUAUUUGAAAUGAAAUCAAAAUAAAACUUUAUUGA